Drosophila serrata is the source of this 594-nucleotide messenger RNA. RefSeq names its product hematopoietically-expressed homeobox protein HHEX-like. The record is from RefSeq and is a predicted model, not a curated record. Lineage: Eukaryota; Metazoa; Arthropoda; Insecta; Diptera; Drosophilidae.
AUGUUGAAAAAAAGGAUCAUAUCUUUACCAGACUAUAAGACCUCAAUACCUUCACUGAUAAUCCAUAACAUUUCAGAGUCCCAUAAGAAAAGCGCACUGAAGAACAAGCGCGUCCGCACUAUUUUCACACCCGAGCAACUAGAGUGCCUGGAAGCUGAGUUCGAACGGCAACAGUAUAUGGUCGGGCCCGAGCGGCUCUAUCUGGCGCACACGCUGAAGCUGACGGAGGCACAGGUGAAGGUAUGGUUCCAGAACCGGAGGAUCAAGUGGCGCAAGCACCACCUGGAGCUCACCCAGCAGCGGCUGGCGUUGAUUCGACAAACACAGCUACCCGGUUCCGCGAUAUUGGGCAAUCAGGUGUCCGGUUGUACAGCGAAUCCAGUGGGACACUCUGCUUCCACGGAUCUUACAGCCGGCAUUGCAGCUUCGCCAAGGAGCUUGCCAGAGGAGGAGGAUAACGAGGACAGUAAGCAAUCGCUUUCGUUGUCCGGUGCAAUGCCAUCGAUGAGUCGGGCUCAAUCCGAGUCGGAUCUAUCCAUUUGCAAUGAUUCCCUAGAUGGUGACAGUCUUAUGGAUGGCAGCGAAGAAGCUUAA